Molecule: messenger RNA, 459 nt
Organism: Vanessa atalanta (red admiral)
Lineage: Eukaryota; Metazoa; Arthropoda; Insecta; Lepidoptera; Nymphalidae
Exons: 2
Coding region: 1-459 (152 amino acids)
Molecular function (GO): odorant binding
Source: RefSeq, a predicted model, not a curated record
AUGUUAAGUUUAAAUUUAGUCCUUAUUUUAGUAAUGAAUAGCUACAAACAUAAGUUCUUUUCUCAAAGCUUGGACACGGAACCGUCUCUAUCGAUUCAAUACGCUCACGACCAGAAGAGUGACGUCAUCACUAAAGAAUGUCUCACAGAAAUGUACCCUCGGAAUUUAUACAAAUACCCGCUACACAUAGAUAGAAACGACAUACCAUGUAUCAUCCAUUGUGUGCUGAAGAAAUUCGGUAUCAUGACAAAUGAUGGCGUUAUAAAUAUACGCAACUAUUAUAGGAGGGUUCAAGCGAUACACAGAUACGAUCCGAGGAUUUUGAUAUCUGAUGUUGGGGAGACAUGCGCACAGAAUAUUAACGGGAUGAAUUUGGACCACGAUGUGUGCAAAAAGGCGAAGGUGUUUAAUGAUUGCACGCAGCUCUAUGUUAUAUCUUAUCGAGAACCGGAUGAAUAA